Molecule: messenger RNA, 1338 nt
Organism: Nematolebias whitei (Rio pearlfish)
Lineage: Eukaryota; Metazoa; Chordata; Actinopteri; Cyprinodontiformes; Rivulidae
Gene: htr2cl1
Product: 5-hydroxytryptamine (serotonin) receptor 2C, G protein-coupled-like 1
Exons: 6
Coding region: 1-1338 (445 amino acids)
Biological process (GO): G protein-coupled receptor signaling pathway, coupled to cyclic nucleotide second messenger; chemical synaptic transmission
Cellular component (GO): dendrite; membrane
Molecular function (GO): neurotransmitter receptor activity; G protein-coupled serotonin receptor activity
Source: RefSeq, a predicted model, not a curated record
AUGGGAGGAACAGCAAGGGCUCUUCUGGGUGGGUUUGGCACCACCACCUCCUCCCUGGAGGUUGGAGGUCGUAUAGGCUGGCCAAGCAACAAUCCUUUGGAUCUUAAUCAAACUCUGCCAUGGGGAAUAGGAGGCAGCAGUGGAUUCGUAGGUGCGGCCGCCAUGAGUUUAGUUUUGGACAACUCGACUACACAGGAGUCUGUCACCAGAACUGUGAUCAAGGAGAAAAACUGGCCGGCUCUCCUGAUACUAGUUAUCAUUGCACUGACCGUCGGUGGGAACAUUCUGGUGAUUCUGGCAGUGUCACUGGAAAAAAAGCUUCAAAACGCAACCAACUUCUUUCUGAGGUCCCUGGCGGUAGCUGACAUGCUGGUGGGCAUCCUAGUCAUGCCAAUAUCCCUCAUCAAUAUCCUGUAUGACUAUGCCUGGCCUCUACCCAGCGCCCUGUGCCCGAUCUGGAUCUACCUGGAUGUGUUGUUCUCCACGGCCUCCAUCAUGCACCUGUGUGCCAUCUCUCUGGAUCGAUACGUAGCUAUUCGCAACCCCAUCGAGCACAGCCGCUUUAACUCCAGAACCAAAGCAAUGAUGAAGAUCGCUGCUGUCUGGACCAUAUCCAUAGGCGUGUCGAUGCCGAUUCCAGUGAUUGGCCUCCACAACGAGGACAAGGUCUUCGUCAAUGGCAGCUGUGCGCUCAACGAGGAGCGCUUCAUGCUGAUUGGUUCCUUUGUGGCCUUCUUCAUUCCGCUGGUCAUCAUGGUGGUGACAUACUGCCUCACAAUACAGGUGCUCCAGAGGCAGGCCACAGUCUUCCUGUAUGAAGCGAAAACUUCUUCCCAGCAGCGUUUGAGCACACCAGCAAUCACAAUCACACUGGAGCCUCCAGACUUGCACCUUCCUCAGAUCAAUACAAUCCCACCCUCAGACUCACAAGAGUUAAAGCCCCCACCCCUCCAGAGCAGGCGAAACACCCUGAGCUGCCUGAAAGGCGCAGAGCAGAGCCUGCUCAGCACCUCCACCUCAGACAGCAUCAGCAUCAUUCCCAGCUCCGAGGCCGCAUCGCAGCUCAGCUCUCCAGCUGUGGGGCCAGGGCGGAGCGAUGCCUCAGGUUGCCACGGGAGACGGGGGAUGAUGCAGGCCAUAAAGAAUGAGAGGCGGGCCUCGAAGAUCACCCAGCCUUUCGGGAGUCUCUGGAUGGUGUCUAAGAAGGGGCGCCAUCUGGUGAUUCCAGUGUUCUACUGGGUGACUUCAAUUACCAUGUGGGCAAUGACAGUCAUCUGGAAGAGGAUGAUAGGGAGGAACGGCCUCCCUGAUCUAAACCUCCUGGACGCCUCCCUUUAG